CGGGGCCAUGGCCUCCUCCGAAGUGUCGCGGCACCUGCUUUUUCAAACUCACAUGACAACGAAAUCUUGUAUGUCCUCUCAAGUGUCUGAUGAUGAACAGAAGCAGAAAAAAGAAAAUAUUCGUCCCUUAACUAUGUCUGGCCAUGUUGGUUUUGAGAGUUUGCCUGAUCAGCUGGUCAAUAGAUCCAUUCAGCAAGGCUUCUGUUUUAAUAUUCUCUGUGUUGGGGAAACUGGAAUUGGAAAAUCAACGCUGAUUGACACAUUGUUUAAUACUAAUUUUGAAGACCAUGAAGCCCCACAUUUUUACCCACAUGUUAGACUUAAGGCUCAGACAUAUGAGCUCCAGGAAAGUAACGUUCGUUUGAAGUUGACCAUCGUGAAUACAGUAGGAUUUGGGGACCAAAUAAACAAAGAAGAGAGCUAUCAACCAAUAGUUGACUACAUAGAUGCUCAGUUUGAGGCCUAUCUCCAAGAAGAACUGAAGAUUAAACGGUGUCUCUUUAGCUACCAUGAUUCUCGCAUCCACGUGUGCCUUUACUUCAUUUCACCUACUGGCCACUCUCUGAAGACACUUGAUCUCUUAACCAUGAAGCACCUUGACAGUAAGGUGAACAUUAUACCAGUGAUUGCCAAAGCAGAUGCAAUUUCUAAAAGUGAAUUACAGAAGUUUAAGAUCAAGCUCAUGAGUGAAUUGGUUAGCAAUGGCGUCCAGAUAUACCAGUUCCCAACAGAUGAUGAAACUAUUGCUAAAAUCAAUUCUUCAAUGAAUGCACAUUUACCAUUUGCUGUUGUAGGAAGUAUGGAUGAGGUAAAGGUCGGAAAUAAGAUGGUCAAAGCUCGUCAGUAUCCUUGGGGUGUUGUACAAGUGGAAAAUGAAAACCAUUGUGACUUUGUAAAGCUCCGGGAAAUGCUGAUUUGUACAAAUAUGGAAGAUCUGCGAGAACAAACGCACACUCGACACUAUGAACUUUACAGACGUUGCAAACUGGAGGAGCUGGGCUUUAAAGAUGUGGGCCCAGAGAACAAGCCAGUCAGUCUUCAAGAGACCUACGAAGCCAAAAGACAUGAAUUCUAUGGUGAACGUCAGAGGAAGGAAGAAGAAAUGAAGCAGAUGUUUGUACAGCGAGUGAAGGAGAAAGAAGCCAUAUUGAAAGAAGCUGAAAGAGAGCUCCAGGCCAAAUUUGAACACCUUAAAAGAGUUCACCAAGAAGAGAGACAGAAGCUUGAGGAGAAGAGAAGACUUUUGGAAGAAGAAAUAGCUGCAUUUUCUAAAAAGAAAGCUUCCUGUGAAAUAUUCCAGAACCAGUCCUUUCUUCCGUCUGGUAGCAAGAAGGACAAGGAUCGAAAGAACUCCAAUUUUAUAUAAGACAGUCAUUCUAGAACUACAUAUCACAGAAGAUCACUACAAGUAAAAGUUAUUAAAAAGUUAGAAAUAUACUUUGAUUUUCUUUGCUGUUUUUUCUUUGCUGUUUUACUUAUUAGUUCUAUAUCUGGCGAGUGUACACAGUAACUGCCAUUUAUGAAUAUAAGGUUAAUGCGUAUGCGAGGGUGGAUGAUAUUACUUACAUAUUCACUGUUGUUAGAAAUGUUUAAGUUGUUAGUUUGAGAUGAAUCUAGAUUGUUUCUCCUUGUUGCCAACUUAUUGUAACUUUGCAGUUCAUUAUACCAAAGAGAUAAGUUUCAGUGCCAUUUAAAAUACACAACUUCAUAUUAUGGCUACCUGAUUACAUUUAUGUCCCAAGACGAAAUUUUUUUUUUUUGUACAUACUAA
This is a messenger RNA of Trichechus manatus latirostris (Florida manatee), 1771 nucleotides long. It is a transcript of the gene SEPTIN10, whose product is annotated as septin 10. The transcript is spliced from 11 exons. Gene Ontology annotation, molecular function: GTPase activity; GTP binding; molecular adaptor activity. Bases 8 to 1366 code for a protein of 452 amino acids. NCBI's taxonomy places the organism in Eukaryota, Metazoa, Chordata, Mammalia, Sirenia, Trichechidae. The record is from RefSeq and is a predicted model, not a curated record. Gene Ontology annotation, biological process: cytoskeleton-dependent cytokinesis; intracellular protein localization. Gene Ontology annotation, cellular component: microtubule cytoskeleton; septin complex; cell division site.